UGUCACUGCCUCAACUUGCACGGUGACUGAUCAUGGCGGCCAAUGACGUUGCUGACUCUCAUGAUUGCAGCGUUGCCGGGCGAGAGGAGUCCCCUAUCUAGAGGCAAGGGUGUCCGCCACGAGUGUCCUAUGUGACACCGGGUGUGACGCAUGGAAGGAGAUCUGAUCCCUCAUGUCUCACCUCCUUUCCGAGGACACGUCCGUGCGGGGAGCGCAGUAGAGCGGGCGGGUGACAGCUUCGGGUGACCCCUCUACUGAUUCGCACACCAUGGCGCCGGGCGCAAGAAUGGCGGCAGCAAAGUGGCAGGAGCACAAGCAGCGGGCCAGGUCCCGAUGCCCGGAGCGACGGAGUGAGACACGACGCCUGCCACUCAACCGCACGGCCACAAAGUACUUUGCCCCCUGGCCAUUGCUCCAAACGCCGUGAAAGAUGAGAGACAGAAGAGACAAGUCAGACCUCGCCUUCCUGUCGAAGGUUUCCUUCCUUACACACCCACCUCGCAACGCAAUGCCUAUACAGACAGACACCGCCGUCGGCAAUGGGCCCUUCCAGAGACUCAAGUCGGUCCUUCGAGGAGGUCCUCUUCGCACAUACGUCUUGGUGACCAGCAAAGACUCUCCGCCCAAUCUCCCUCCUCCUCCUCCUGCCGACGCUGACCCGCCUGGUGCGCUGUCCUCAGACCUGGGCGUGUACGAGGCUUGCACUACGGAGGAAUCGCUCCCACCUCAGGAAUCCCUCUCGUUGCCUCCUGGCGAUGACUCACCAACACCCCGCCAAGAGCGCUUGAGCACUUCGUCCCGAGAUCGAUCCCGCCGACUCUCCAGCUUAGGCAUGUCCAAGGUCAAGGCUCUCUUGACUUCAUCAUCCUCACCUGGCGUGAGCUCCCCACCGUCACCCACAUCCCGCAGAUCCACUAGCGAGCGCACAUUGACAGACCUGGCGGGCACAACGCACUCCGAAGAGCACCUCGAGAACGACCAGGAGGCUAGGAGUGACGCUGCGUUCGACUCUACCAUCUUUCAGCUGCUUCCUCCAGACCAUGCAGACGGUGUGUAUCGACCAGGUGAUUGUCUCACCGGCAUGGUCACACUGAGGGCCUCACCCGGUGGUGAUAGGCGAGUCGUCAGCGUCAUGAGCACACUGAGAGGGGUUAGAAGAUGUCAUCUCGUUGUCCCCUCGGAUGACUCUGAACCCCUCUAUCGUCAGCAAGAAGUGCCCAAGCGCAGGGAGAUUGGCUUUUCCAAGGUCGAAUUCUGGACAGACCGGUGCUCGCUCUUCACGGAGAGUGACCUCGCCACCCUCAGCACCCCCUCUGACGCAAGCUCAUUGGCAGAGUCUGUCAGCGCGCAAUUCGAAUUUCUCCUACCCAAGAAGCUGCCAGCAACUUGGCUAGAUGAUUACACCGAGGACGAAAUGGCUCGACCGAGGAGACUGAGAGAUAAAUCGCGGCUGCCCAUCGAUCUUCCUCCCUCCCUCGAUGCCUCCUCCAUACCCCUGGGUGGUGCACAGCGUGAGGAGGCUGUCAACAUGCUACAAAAGGCCAGCCAGUGGGUACAAAACUCUCGCUCGGACAAGCCGAGAUGCGGAAGGAUCGAGUACACAAUCGAAGUGGUCGUCAAGCGGCAGAGGAUGGGCUGGACUGGUCGUCUUGGGGUCACAAAGAAGGAGAGGCUAUCAACGCCCUUUACAGUCCAUCCGCACCCACCCUUUUCAGCAACGGUUCCCAUUGCCGUCAAUCAAGCGCCCGCCGUGUUACCAUCUCCUAGCACGUCCAGUCCUGCAGUCCGCGCAGGUCGAGCCUCCCUCAGCAUAGAGCCUUCAUCACCUCCUGGAAGCGGUAUAGCGCAGCGGAGAAGAUCUUUGCAGGUCGAUGUUGGCUCACUGACCGCGCCGAAUAGAGAGGCUCGUCUUGCAGGUAGUCCCUCCAGAGACCUCUCGGAUGACAAUUUGCAGAUCCUCACCAAUGAUCGGGGCAGGCAGCAGGCGUGGUACAGGCAUUCGGCUGUAGAUGCGUCGGGUGGUGUGUACAUGGAGCUCUCCUUUCCCGCCCUUGCUUCAAUAUCUACCGACGUCAAGGUUCCCUUUCUGCUCCGCCUCUCCUUACCUCGAGGCUCUCGUCCCAAAACGGAAACUGUCCGCAUGUCUCUCCUGCGUACAGUCACCUCCACGACCAAGUACGGUACUCUCAAGAUCGAGACUGCCGUUCCCAUGCGGACGCCUGCCGGCCAAGCUGGUGUGAAGGUGGAGGAGUUGAGUAGACGUGAGGAUCGGCUGCGAGUGCGAGACUUGCCGCAUCGAUUGGGUGCAGAGGUGCAGGUGUUCGAGGGAGCCUUCACCAUCGAGGGGUAUACUGUGCCUGCGAGGGAAUCCUCCCCCGAAGAUGUUGCGACGCAAGGAUUCGUGCUGCCGACGCCGGGUACGGUGGGGACGGGCACCUCGAACUUGGUGGACCCCUCUCAGAGGACGGUGCCUUCAUUCACGUUCAAGAACCUCAAGCUCUCCUACAGCCUCCUCGUGCAAGUCGACAUCGACGUACCCUCCGCUUCGCGCCCACAGGCCUUUGAAGAGGGUAUUGGACAGCUCGAGAUUCCGACCAUCUGCGUCGCCAACGACGGAGCGGCAGCAGGUGGUCAUAGUAUGGCAUCACCGCGCAUGGAAGAGGAGCGCUUAGCGCCCGCUGAAAGUGCCGCUGCACCGAGCGCCUCGCAGCUUGCAAGCACUUCCGCCCAGCCGAGCAGGCUGCAAGGACUCCCGACGUACUCCAGUCUCUACCUGCGAGACAUGGCGAGGAGAGCAGCAGGGGAGAGUAGUACACUCGAAGCAGCGGGAGAGAUGGAAGGCGAGGGGGACGCGGAAGGGGACGAAGACAGCUCGACGAGCUGCGAGACUGCACCGGACGGGCUAGAGAAUGAGCAGACCGGUGAUAGUACGCCUCCUGCAAGCUCGGAUACUGCGCAUCCCCAGAGCAGCAGAGAUGUGGAUGUUUCACCAGCACAAAUCGUCUCGCUCCCACAAGCAGCUUUCCCCGCAGUACAGCCCGCUGCUGCCCUUCCCCUCAGCCCAUCUCCAUCCUACAUCAGCCAGACUGGCUUCCCCUUCUCGAGCAUGCACAGCUCCGACCCCUCCGCACGAGCAGCAGAUGGAGGAGCUUCCUCCCACUCGCCAGUCCGAGCUGCCGAAGAAGACGCUCUGCAGGUAACGUCGCCAGCGCCUACCACGAGUGCGGACACGACAGACAACCUCUCCGAUUGCACGACGGAUACGCUCCCACCCGGCUACCCGAUGUCUGUACGCACGGCACGAGGGGUGGGUGGUCGAAGUGAGGAACGAGUUGGCGGUACUGCGAGUACGAUUGCAAGUGCGAGUGCGGGUGUAUCUGCAGGCAGAGGGAGUGGUGCUGGUGGUGCGGCUCCUGCGCUUACGAGGGAGAUGAGAGCGAUCGAGGCCUACUUGGGCGCGAGGAGUGGGCGGCUGGGAGCACUGUGAUACACUAGCUGGUGAGAUACCCUGUCACACGUGUACUAUCAGUCAGUCGAAUGCGAGAAACUGUUACUGUGCUGAGUAGCGUCGUCCUGC
This is a messenger RNA of Microstroma glucosiphilum, 3577 nucleotides long. RefSeq lists its product as hypothetical. The transcript is spliced from 4 exons. Bases 431 to 3487 code for a protein of 1018 amino acids. NCBI's taxonomy places the organism in Eukaryota, Fungi, Basidiomycota, Exobasidiomycetes, Microstromatales, Microstromataceae. The record is from RefSeq and is a predicted model, not a curated record.